AUGCUUCAGACCUUGCGCGCUUUGUCUAGCGCUGGGAUCACGUACGUCCUGCGAUGUCCUGCGAAUGCUGUUUCGACAUUGAAACUAGGUGCCAAGAUUGCCGACGUUGUUCCGAAUGCUGUUGCGACAGGGAAUCAGGUCGCCAAAAUUGCCAGGACAUUGAAACUGGGCUUCAAGAUUGCUGGCGGUGUUUGUAUCUUGUCCUGGGCGCAACAAGCUUGCUCACACUUGCAGAAAUGCUGGGACAUGGCGGGUUCUAUGGCUGAGAGUGCACCUGCAUUUCUGCAGCGCACCCAAUGUCUCGUAAGCUCUUGGGCUCAGAGUGCAUGGUCGUUGCUGGAAAAGAACUGGAUGCAAAAUGCCGGAGCACAAGCUGUCCAAGCUCAGAUGGAAACGGCAAAGGAGAGUAUUGUCAGCACCUUUUCUGGCAACCGCGGAACGAAGCUUUCGCUCCGCCCCGAGCUCGUUGGGAUAUCGCUGCUGUUGACAUUAGGCUUUGCAGCUGCCUGGCGACACAGGCACAGCCAGCAGCGAAAAGCAAGCUGGAAGCUUGUGAUGUUGAGGUGGCUCCGGAAGUAG
Messenger RNA from Symbiodinium sp. CCMP2592, 579 nucleotides. NCBI's taxonomy places the organism in Eukaryota, Dinophyceae, Suessiales, Symbiodiniaceae. The record is from the annotation of a GenBank genome assembly.